Molecule: messenger RNA, 1076 nt
Organism: Erigeron canadensis
Lineage: Eukaryota; Viridiplantae; Streptophyta; Magnoliopsida; Asterales; Asteraceae
Product: alpha carbonic anhydrase 7-like
Exons: 7
Coding region: 58-888 (276 amino acids)
Molecular function (GO): carbonate dehydratase activity; zinc ion binding
Source: RefSeq, a predicted model, not a curated record
UCAAUAACUUAUACAAAACCUUAAUACACACUUAUUUCAUAUAGUACUUUGAAAGAAAUGGAUAACAAAAGCUUAAUGUUUUCUUCCUUCUUCAUUGCUCUACUUUUCAUGAUCUUUUGUGUACCUUGCGCAAUAUCUCAAGAAGUCGAUGAUGAGCGGGAGUUCUCGUAUGACAUACGAAGUCCAAUAGGGCCGCAUCAUUGGGGAGAGAUCCAUCCCGAAUGGAGUAGUUGUAACCAAGGAGACAUGCAAUCGCCGAUCGAUCUUUUACAUAAAAGGGUUCAAACGACAUCAAAACUCGGAAGACUUGAUAGAGAUUAUAAACCCACAAAUGCAACUCUUAUCAACAGGGGCCAUGAUAUGAUGUUGAGUUGGAUUGGAGGAGCGGGACAUAUUCAUAUAAAUGGGACCGAGUAUCAACUUAACCAACUCCAUUGGCACAUACCCACCGAACACACCAUCAACGGCCGAAGGUUCAAUCUCGAGCUACACUUGGUUCAUCAAAGUACAGACGGAAAAAUCGCAGUAAUUGGAAUCCUAUACAAAAUCGGUCGUCCUGAUUCUCUUUUGUCAAAGAUGGAACCAUAUAUGAGAGCAUUGGCUCCUUCAAAAGAAGUUGAAAAAACCGUGGGAAUAAUAGAUCCACGAGAUAUAAAAAUUGGAAGCAGAAAAUAUUAUCGAUAUAUUGGUUCGCUUACCACUCCCCCGUGCACCCAAGAUGUUAUCUGGACCAUCGUUAGAAAGGUGAGAACGGUGUCGCGUGAACAAUUGCAAGUAAUCCGCGAGGCAGUCCAUGAUGAGGCAGAUGCUAAUGCAAGACCGGUUCAAGCCUUAAAUGAUCGUUGGUUGAAGCUUUACAGACCAGGGACAGAUGAUGAAAGAAACUAAUUAAGGGCCUCGAUCGAAGGGAUUGGUUUAUAACUCAAGAUAUUCAUUCCAUUUAUUGUAUUUUUCUCAUCUAGCUAGAAGAUUAUUGUACUCUCGUUAGCUAUAUAUAUUUAUGAUUUAUUUAUUUUAUACUCGUACAUGUAUAAUAGAAGGUGAAAUCAUCCGCACUGCCGAUUUAUGAAGAAAAA